This is a messenger RNA of Apis laboriosa (Himalayan honeybee), 862 nucleotides long. Its product is annotated as protein C10. The record is from RefSeq and is a predicted model, not a curated record. NCBI's taxonomy places the organism in Eukaryota, Metazoa, Arthropoda, Insecta, Hymenoptera, Apidae. The coding region runs from base 480 to 839 and encodes 119 amino acids. The transcript is spliced from 4 exons. Gene Ontology annotation, biological process: post-embryonic development.
UACUCCGUGAUACACAUUACUAUCAUUCUCUCCUACGACAACGACACUAACGGCUCGACUCAGCUUGGAGAAAAGCUGAGAACCGACCAAGGAGAGAGAACCGGACUCCAAGUGGGGAUGGAUGUAGCCUCAGGCAGAUUCAUGUCAUGAAAUUGAAUAAUAAGUUGACAAGUGACAUAAAUUCAUCAUAAGCGCCCUCUUCGUUGGAUCAUUGAAUUAAGUACAUUAUUUACAUAUUUUGGCAUGUUCUAAGAAUAGUGACAAACAAAUUAUAUACGAUAUGUUUUAAAAAUGAAAAGAAAAAUAUUAUAAAAGAAAAAUAAAUAUGUAUUCAUAUUUAUAAAAUAAAACAAUUUUUUGUACAAUUUUAUAUUAUAAAAAUUUUACAAAUUUUAACCUAUUCUUUCAACCGAAUCGAUAUAUUUGGAAUUGGAUUAUUUACAUUCUUAUAUAUUUCAAUUAUAUGAAACUUCUUUACAAUGACUGGUCUGCCUAUUUUUACUCCAGAAAUUGCAAAAGCUGUUUUAACCGACAUUCUGACAGCAUUGAAUACUCCAGAAAAUACUCAAAAACUUACAGAAGCUAAAGAAAAUUCUGGAAAUGAAAUGCUGAAAAUGAUGCAAUUUGUUUUUCCAAUUGUUGUUCAAAUUGAAAUGGAUGUUAUUAAGAACUAUGGUUUUUCAGAAAGUAGAGAAGGUACAGUUCAAUUUGUAAAAUUACUUAGAACUCUAGAAAGGGAAGAUCCUGAGGUAGCACAAUUACAUAGUCAAGUUCGGUCAUAUUUUCUUCCUCCAGUUCUGAAUUCUCAUAUAAAUUGUUCAACUGAAGCUUCUCUUUAAAAUAUAAUUUCAAUAUACAAAUA